CAGUGGUUGCAUAGCGGUGUGUUUCUAUAGGUCACACAGAACAAUAGUGAGGCCACGAACACUGCAUCUAUUGUAGUGGGGCUCAACAGGGGGACUUUGACUUCGUCAGCAGUGUGGAAUGACCCAGGGGGCGAAAAGGGGUUUGAAUUUGGGCCUAGAGGGCUGCACUGCUCACCUCCUCUACACUGGAACAGUCCGUGUGGAGAUUAAAUAAAGGUUUAAACUCUUCAUCCAGAAGGAGAGGGAGGAGAGGAGAUGACUUAGGGGAGGACGAGAAGGGAAAGACCUGGGUAGCUGCUUGAAGUCGCAUCAGAUGUUCCUCGCCGGUGGCUGAGGGGCUUGCCAAGGGCCAGCAUGAGCUCCCAAGUUGGAUCCUCUGGGGCGAGUGGCUCGAGCAGAAUUGGACGUCCCGGAUCUGAAGACGCUGAUGAAGGAUACAGUAACAUUGAGACUAACAGCCGCCAUUUGAGGGGAAUAAAACCUGCAGAUUUAGCUGGAGAGGGAAGAUCAAGAAGUGUGGAUCAGCUGGUGAGACCUGCCCUGCCAGGGAGGAAGGCACAUAGGAAAACCUGCAGUAAGGACAGCAGAGGAGGAAGACAGAGAGAGGGAAACCAUGACAGGGAAGAGGAGCAUCAAAAUGUCGGACGGGUUGAAGAAAAAGGAAAACAAAGACAGAGGAAGGUUGAAAAACCUGAGAAACAUGCAGACGCGGAUCAGGACGGAGAGGGAAGGGAAAGCACUGAAAGUUUGUCAAGUAGUAGUUCUGAUGUCCAGGUAAACAGCACUGUGGAAGUGGGAGAAGGGUCAAACAGCUUCAUGCGUCUUGGACCUCGCAAUACCAAUUUAAACCCACAAUCCCCUUGGCUAGCAGUGAGGUCUUCCGCUCUCUCUCAGCCCCAUAGCCAAACAAGAUCCACUCCUCCAACCCCACAGAGAUUUACAUCCAGGACAGCCACAGAACUUCCCCGCAACUCCUCUAGCUCAUCCAGAGAACCGGAUCCAUUCUGGGUGGACGUGAGAACUGGAGCAGCGGCCAGAAGAUUCCGGCAAAGCCACCCGACUCGGACACCGAACCCAUCUGUCACCAGCUCAGAGAUAGGAGAAGAGGAAGAGGAAGUAGACGACGGAGAGGAAGGAGGAAGUGGUGUGAUGGAGGUGACGAGUCAAGCUGUGACCUCAGUAGCUGUGCCGGCGUGUGUUCCUUUUGGGGAGAGGAGGAAGAAUAAAAGAGAGAAGAACAGGAUGAAGUGUCUGAGGAGGAGGCAGAGGAGACGGGAGAGGUGGAGACAGAGUCAACUGCAGGAGAACAGACAGAGUUCAACAGGAAACGCAUCCAGCAGCAGCAGUGAGGAUGACGAGGACGUGAGCGUCGGGGACAGAGAAGGCUACAUCUGCGCCGUGUGUUUGGAUGUUUACCUCAGCCCUUACAUGUGUCACCCCUGUAACCACAUCUUCUGUGAACCCUGUCUGAGGACACUGGCUAAGAACAGCCCCACCAACACACCCUGCCCCCUCUGCAGAACAAUCAUCACACAUGUUUUCUUCCAGAAGGAGCUAAACCAAACAGCGAGGACAUUCUUCCCAAAGGAAUACCUUUCUCGGAAACAGAAUUUCCAGAAAGCAAGUUGUGCAAAGUGGCCACUGCCGAGCUGUAGGAAGCUAUUUCGCAUCUUUGGAGGCUUCCAGAGACCGUCUAGCCCCAUUGCUCGACGCCAGUUCCCCCAUGGAGGAGGCUACCGUCUGGACGCUUUGGACUUUGAGGAUGACUCUCGUGGCUGGCGCUUUGACAUGGACAUGGUCAUCAUCUACAUCUACUCCGUCAACUGGGUUAUUGGAUUCUUCAUAUUCUGCUUCCUUUGCUACCUCUUCUUCCCUUCUUUUUGAAACUCCCAGCAACACUGGUGGAGGCUGAAGACACUGAAUGCUGAGGGUAAAAUACGGAAUUAAAGAUGAAGCAGGGGGCAGGGACCUACAUAUAUAUACUGUAUAUAGGAGAGAGGGGGAAACAGAGGUGUAAUGAAAGACAAUGAAAUUCAAGCAGGGGCUGGCGUGGUGGAGGGUAAACAACAGUGUGCCAGCUUGUUGUUUCUCAUUAAUAAAUGAUUGAAAUGGGGAAAUUGUGAAAAAGGGGAUGUUUGGGAAUACAAUGUUCUCUGUCUCCACAUGAUGCACAUGUAAUGUAGGUUGCACAACAUGUUUUCCCCCUUGUGAAGAGGGGAGUUAAUCUCCUGCAACAUGACGUUUCAGUUCCACAACAGGUAUGGCUUAUUCCCAGGAAAUACUUUAGAGCAAACGAUACUUCAACAAUUAUCCUUUUGCUUACAACAACAGUAAACGAAACAGAAUUAACACAAAGAGCAUUGUUUGGGUUGGUUUUCAUGCUAACUGCAUCAAAGAUUUGCUCUUUUUUAUGGGUUUGAGAACAUUGGUUUAGGAUUUUAUAAACCUCUGUUUUCCAAUUUAUCACUGCACAGCAUAUAUUUGCUUCUAAAACAUUUUCAAUUGGCAGCUUCUAUAUACAGUAACAAACAGUAUUUUUGCUACACAUUUUAAUUCAUUAAAUGAUAAGUUAUAAUGUCUUGUUUUUUGUUUCAGAGCAGCCCCAGGAGGGAGUUUGGUUGCAUAAAAGUUUACUGACAGAAAACAGCAGUACAUACAGUUUUGCAUCCGUGGAUUUAAAAUUGAACACUUAACUUGAAGAAAAUUAGGUUUUUCAACGUGAAAUUAUUUGUGACUGUCGAAUAAAUCAUUUAUUUCUU
Labrus mixtus (cuckoo wrasse) is the source of this 2759-nucleotide messenger RNA. RefSeq names its product ring finger protein 180a (gene rnf180a). Gene Ontology annotation, cellular component: endoplasmic reticulum membrane. The record is from RefSeq and is a predicted model, not a curated record. NCBI's taxonomy places the organism in Eukaryota, Metazoa, Chordata, Actinopteri, Labriformes, Labridae. The transcript has 4 exons. Gene Ontology annotation, biological process: serotonin metabolic process; positive regulation of proteasomal ubiquitin-dependent protein catabolic process; protein polyubiquitination. Gene Ontology annotation, molecular function: ubiquitin conjugating enzyme binding; ubiquitin protein ligase activity. The coding region runs from base 355 to 1884 and encodes 509 amino acids.